AUGAAUAUCAUAAUAUGGCAUAUGAUUUGUAACUUCGUAUUCUGCUGUGACGGUUAAUUUUUAGAUUAUUCACUGGUACGAAAACAAGCAGAAGAGAUCGCUGGAUAACAAGAAAGAAGCGCUGUUCGAUCCGUCGACAGACCGGGGGACUAUUUAUAACUUGAAACCGUUCAAAACCAAUUACGCCAAGGUGUUGGUUUACAAUGGAGCUUACGAUGGACCCGCCAGCGAGCCAAUCAAGUUCAAUAUGCCAGAAGGAGGUAGGAUAUGCUUCAGUGAUAUUUCGCGUAACUAGUU
This is a messenger RNA of Soboliphyme baturini, 297 nucleotides long. NCBI's taxonomy places the organism in Eukaryota, Metazoa, Nematoda, Enoplea, Dioctophymatida, Soboliphymatidae. The record is from the annotation of a GenBank genome assembly.